AUGCCAAAACAAGAACUCGAUGGCGAUGGUUUUCAAAUAGUUACAUCUAAACGUUGCACUAAAAAUAAACAAACCAAAGUUCCUCGCAAAGAGGUGGAAUUCAUAAAACAAGAAAACUAUAUUAACGUUGAGACAUCCUAUCAGCGAGUUUUGACUGCAGUAGACGAAAUAAAAGAAUCCAAUUAUUUUAGCGACGUUCAGAAAGCUGUGAGUACCAUAAUAAACGAUACAAUAAUAUCAGAAAUUGUUUGUUUUGGACUCGGUCAUAUCGGAGAGUGCAAUAUUUCUCGUUAUCAACUUGCAUUUUUAUUAUGUUUAAAGGACACUUUCAAACCACAAGAAGUGUUAGUUCAUGAUCCUAUAUUUUAUUUAGGUGAAUGUGAAUUACUUACACGAUUAGGUCUCACAAUAAUUGAGAGAAAUAAUGAGGGAAGUUAUGUAAUAUCUGACGUAAACAAAACUCUUGUAUAUCUACCUCAUUGCCCUAAGCAAUUAACAAACAACUUUCUUUGGAGUAAUUGGGGUGUCCAAUUAGAAAAUUGCAUUCUCCUUUGCAAUAGCUUCACAUCUUUAAUAGAAAAUCAUCCUAGUAGAAUAUUAUCUAAAAGUGUCCCUUACAUUCAUAAAAUAUUUCCUUACUUUGAUGAAAUUUUAUUAGAAAAUACUUUUAAUUACAAAGAUAUUUUUAAUGAUACUUCAAUUCAUUAUAUAAAAAAAGAAAAAUUAGCUAAACUAGACUCAGACUUUUGGGCAAAAAAUGAGAAGCCUAAAUAUGAAGAUUUAGAAGAAAUUAUAACAUCAGUCAUGGUUGAAAAAUUAGAUAUUUAA
Messenger RNA from Parnassius mnemosyne (clouded apollo), 828 nucleotides. NCBI's taxonomy places the organism in Eukaryota, Metazoa, Arthropoda, Insecta, Lepidoptera, Papilionidae. The record is from the annotation of a GenBank genome assembly.